This is a messenger RNA of Tribolium madens (black flour beetle), 1147 nucleotides long. RefSeq names its product trans-1,2-dihydrobenzene-1,2-diol dehydrogenase-like. Gene Ontology annotation, molecular function: nucleotide binding. NCBI's taxonomy places the organism in Eukaryota, Metazoa, Arthropoda, Insecta, Coleoptera, Tenebrionidae. The transcript has 4 exons. Bases 31 to 1032 code for a protein of 333 amino acids. The record is from RefSeq and is a predicted model, not a curated record.
UUCCAUCAGUAGGUAGUAGUAAUACCAAACAUGGCAUUGAAAUGGGGUAUAGUUUCAGCAGGCAGAAUCUGUCACGAUUUUGUGACAGCAGUUCAAACAUACCCAGAAACCGACCAUAAAAUUGUAGCAGUUGGUGCUAGAUCAUUAAAUAAUGCCCAAAAAUUUGCCAAAGAUCACAAAAUUCCAAAAGCCUACGAAGGCUAUGAAGGGAUUGCAAAAGACAAAGAAGUAGAUAUCGUAUAUGUUGGAAAUUUAAAUCCCCAACAUUUUGAAGUUUCAAAAUUAAUGUUAGAGCAUGGAAAGCAUGUUUUAUGUGAAAAACCUUUUACUAUGAAUGAAAAACAAACUCGGAAACUUGUGGAACUCGCACAUCAAAAGAAUUUGUUUUUAAUGGAAGCAAUAUGGUCUCGCUGUUUUCCAGCUUACAAGGAAAUGAAGAGAUUGAUUGAUUCUGGAGCUAUUGGUGAAGUUCUUUUUGCUUCAGUUCAUUUUGGACACGCUUUACAACAUGUUGAGAGACUCAAAGCUAUAGAAAUGGGAGGUGGUGCCAUCUUAGAUUUGGGCGUCUACAUAUUGCAAUUCCAACAAUAUGUUUUCCGUGGAUUGCGUCCAAUCAAAAUUGCCGUCAAUGGUCAUUUGAAUGACAAAAAAACCGACGAAAGUGCCGGUGUUAUUAUCACCUAUCCUGAUGGCAAGAUGGCAGUUGUUAGCACUUCAGCAAGGAUAUCUUUACCAAAUGAAGGAAUUGUUGUUGGUACCAAAGGUACAAUCAGAAUGCCCGAUUUUUGGUGUCCCACUCAACUUAUUACGCCCGAGAAAACUUACCAGUACGAGUUGCCUAAAUCACCAGUUGCUUUCUUUCAUAAGAAUAGUGCUGGGUUGGCUUUUGAAGCUGAAGAAGCUCGUCAAUGUAUAAAAGCAGGUAAAAUAGAAAGUGCUCAUAUGUCUCACCUUGAAUCAAUUGAACUUGCCCAGCUGAUGGAUUUAAUGAGGAAAGAAGUUGGGGUUGUUUUUCCACAAGAUUUUGAAUAAAUAAACAGCUUUGUUGAGAGAACUUUGUGUGUUUUACUGGUUGCGUGUAUGAUUGAUUACACGGUGGGGGUCAUUGCAUAAAACACGAGUUGCUGGUUUACAAUUUUAUUAAUAA